AUGGCUUUGCGCGCAGCCCUCGUUGCGCUUCUUCCGGCCGUGGCAGCUGCCGAGAAGUAUGCCGUCAUUGCAGCUGGCUCGUCAGGAUUCAUGAACUACCGCCACCAAGCGGAUGCCUGCCAUGCCUACCAGCUCAUGUUGCAGAGUGGAGUACCAGCAGACAACAUCAUCCUGAUGAUGCAGGACGACGUGGCGAACAGCGAGGAGAACCCGUUCCCCGGCCAGCUGUUCAACAAGCCGGGCGAGAACCCGCCUGAUGUCUACAAGGGCUGCAAAGUCGACUACUCUGGCGACAUUGUGACUGGAAAGCUGUUCAUGGACGUCCUGACCGGUAACACGCAGGGUGCCAAGGGCAAGGUGCUGAAGAGUGGCGCAAGUGACACUGUGUUCGUCAAUUUUGUGGACCAUGGCGGUCCCGGCAUCAUCGCCUUCCCCAACGGCCCGGUACUCACGGUCAAGGAGCUCUCCCAGACGCUGAAGACCAUGCAGAGCAAGCAGAUGUUCAAGCAGAUGGUCUUCUACAUGGAAGCCUGCGAGAGCGGCUCCAUGUUCCCAGACCUGAAGGCGGACAGCAAGAUCCUUGCAGUUACGGCCUCGAACGCAGACGAGUCUUCGUGGGGAACGUAUUGUGGUGAUUCUGCCAUGGUGAAGGGCAAGAACGUCGGUUCCUGUUUGGGUGACCUGUUCUCCGUGAACUGGAUGCAGGACGACGACCUUGGCAAGUUCAAGUCUGAAACCUUCCGCAGCCAAAUCUCCAAAGUGACGAAACUAACAAACCAGAGCCAUGUGUGCAGUUUCGGCGACAAGUCGUUUGAGGAUGAAAGCAUUGGCAGCGUGGAGACGGCAAGCCUUUCCGUGAGCCCAUCCGAUGCUGCCCAGGGGGCCGUGGACGCCCGUGACAUCUACGUUACCCAGGCCAUGUGGGCCUGGCAGCAUGCUGCAGACGAGGCGUCAAAGCAGAAGGCCUGGAAGCGCCUGGUUGGCACCAUGAAAGCCCAAGAGGCCGAUGAGGCCCUCUUUGCCGGCAUGGCGGCUGCUGCCUGCGCAGUCGUGAACCCAAAGCACCUCGAGCUCAUCCAAUGCCAAAAGAGGCUUUUGAGCGAGCCUUUGGAGAUGACCGAAAUGCAGUGCCACCACGAGCUGGCACAUGCCGUGCACGAGCAUUGCCCGGCCUCGGAGUAUCACCAGUCUGCAGGAGGAUGGAAUGGCUUCAACAUGAAAUUUGCCCGGGUUCUCUUGAAUCUCUGUGAGACCCACGGAAUCCACGGAAAGUCGACAGCCCAGCUCGUGGACCUU
This is a messenger RNA of Symbiodinium necroappetens, 1296 nucleotides long. NCBI's taxonomy places the organism in Eukaryota, Dinophyceae, Suessiales, Symbiodiniaceae. The record is from the annotation of a GenBank genome assembly.